AUGGGUCUCCUGUCCGGCGUUCUUCUGGACAAGGGCUACUUCAGAGUAACCCUCCUCCUUGGAUCUCUCCUAUUUGUCUUCUCGCUAUUCAUGGUAUCCAUCGCCGAUCGCAGCAAAUACUACCAACUCUAUCUCGCCCAAGGUCUCGGUAUGGGCAUAGGCGGCGGGCUACUCUAUGUCCCUUCUCUAGCUGUGCAAGGUCACCACUGGCGUGCCCGCCGCUCCCUCGCUAUGGGCAUCGUCGUCUCAGGCUCAUCCUUGGGCGGCCUCAUAUUCCCGAUCAUGCUCAACAAGCUCUUCAACGGGCGCACUGGCUUUGAGUGGGGUGUGCGCGCGAGCGCCUUUCUCGUCCUCGCGCUUCUCGUUGCGAGCAACUUGCUCAUGACCUCGCGCCCGCCGGCUCGCGCGGCGAACGCACCAAACGCACACAAGAACAUGAAGGCCAUCCUAACGGACGUGCCUUACAUGCUCUUCAAUCUAUCGUCACUGCUAAACAACUGGGGCCUGUUCUUCCCGUUUUUCUACCUCCAACUGUUUGCCAUCCUCCAUGGCAUAGAUUCAAACAUCGCCUUCUACACAUUGGCGAUCAUGAACGGCGCCGCGAUCCCAGGCCGCAUUGUGCCCAACUACUUCGCGGACCGGCUAGGGCCGUUCAACUUGCUCGGGCCCGUCACGCUCGUGUGUGCUGCGCUCCUGUUCGCGCUCUUCGGUGUCAAGGACGUCGCAGGGACGAUGAUGUUCGCGAUCUUGUUCGGCUUCUUCUCUGGAGCAUAUCUGUCGUUGUGUGCGCCAUGCAUAGCCAGCUUGGCGCGCGACCCGAGCGAGAUCGGAGCUCGUUUCGGACCCGCGUACCUCAUCAGCUCCCUAGGCGCACUGACGGGAAACCCCAUCGCCGGUGCGCUCCUCGGGUUGACAUUCCCCUGGUGGAAGCCCAUCCUAUUCUGCAGCAUCUCCUCUGCCUUGGCUCUGGUGAUCAUAGUUGUCACGCGCAAUCUGGUUGCUGCGCGCAAGAAGACGCACUUGGUUUGA
Messenger RNA from Rhodofomes roseus, 1029 nucleotides. RefSeq names its product major facilitator superfamily domain-containing protein. The transcript has 9 exons. NCBI's taxonomy places the organism in Eukaryota, Fungi, Basidiomycota, Agaricomycetes, Polyporales, Fomitopsidaceae. The coding region runs from base 1 to 1029 and encodes 342 amino acids. Gene Ontology annotation, biological process: transmembrane transport. Gene Ontology annotation, cellular component: fungal-type vacuole membrane. Gene Ontology annotation, molecular function: transmembrane transporter activity. The record is from RefSeq and is a predicted model, not a curated record.